AUGCGUUAUGAGUUAAAUGGGGUUUUAGUUGAUAAAUCCAAAAAUGUUGGGAUUACAACAACAAUAAAAAAUUAUUUAUCAAUUAAUUCGAGAGAGAAUAAUGAAAAUGCUGGAUGGUUAAACGGACCUGAGCAGAUGAUGUUAACAGAUGGAAAUGGUUAUUUUGAUUUAUGCAUACCAUUGAAAAUGUUUUUUGGUUUUGCUGAAGACUAUCAAAAAAUCAUUAUUAACGCUAAACAUGAAAUUAUUCCGGUACAAUCUCGCUCUGAUUUAAAUUUAAUCGUGAGAGAUGUUGCAACUUUUCAAGAAGAAGUUAAAUUUGAUUUAAAAAUUACAAAAGUUGGAUGGUUAGUGCCAUAUGUAACACUAUCGAAGAGAAAUAAAAUGGAAAUGAUGAAAUAUAUACAAAAAGAUCCAGUCAUUUCUAUUGGAUUCAGGACCUGGGAACUCUAUGAAUAUCCACUGCUACCAACAACAAAUCAUCAUAUUUGGACGGUGAAGACAUCAACUCAACUGGAAAAACCUUACUAUGUUAUUCUUGCUUUUCAAACAAAUAGAAAAAACGUAUGGCAUGCAGAUGCAGCAAGAUUUGAUCAUUGUAAUAUAACAAAUGUUAAAUUAUAUCUUAACUCACAAAUUUUCCCAUAUAGAAAUUUAAAUCUUGACAUUCCGAAAAAUCAAUUUUCGUUAUUGUAUGAUAUGAAUGAAAAUUUUUCCGAGUCUUAUUAUGGAGCUAAAAUAGAUUUGAUAUCAAAAAAUCCUUUCAUUCAUCAAGCACCAAUAAUUGUAAUUGAUUGUAAACAAAAUGAACUUUUAAAAGCUGGUGCUGUAGAUGUACGUUUAGAAUUUAAAUCUAAAGACAAUUUUCCACAAGGAACUGCAGCUGAUUGUUUAAUUUUACAUGAUCAUAUAAUUGAGUAUAAACCAAUCAGUGGCAUUGUACAUAAAUUAAGUUAA
Molecule: messenger RNA, 957 nt
Organism: Aphidius gifuensis
Lineage: Eukaryota; Metazoa; Arthropoda; Insecta; Hymenoptera; Braconidae
Exons: 1
Coding region: 1-957 (318 amino acids)
Source: RefSeq, a predicted model, not a curated record